CGAGGUUUUACCAAACUCAGUCAACUAGUCGCUGUCAAUCAACACCAUCCCUUUUGACUGUGCAAUUCCUGCUCUUUAGAGAGUGUUCUUGAUACUGUAAAUUUCCAAUACCUUGUUUUUGCGGCAACGAUACUGAUGUAUCGCAACCCAAUCGUCAACAUGAGGACCUGGAAGACGUUGCUGUUGUUGCAGUUUGUCCUUCCCAGAGCGAGCGCUUUUGUUUCGCAACAGAUGUCGUCGUACCGGACCGAUCGUAUACAACAAAAUAAAAAGACUGGUGCUGUUUCUUCGGUGCGUCCUUCGGAACGUCGUUCGUCCAAGGUGCCGUUACAGCAAACCGAAAAAGGUGAAGUGGACUGGAUGAAGAGCGUAUUUAUCAAUAACAAGAAUAAAGCUGCGUCGUCGAGAUCGGAAAGUAAGGUCAUGGACGGUUACAGCGAUACGCUCAAGAAUCGUCUUUACAGUCACCAAGCAGGCCGCGAUACGCCCGGAAAACGCUUGAUGGAUCGGUACCAAUCCAAAUCGACCAAGAAGGUGCCUCCGCCCCCCGCACCAAUGCAAAAUCCCAACGAAACGGUCUUUGAUAAAAUCAAGGGGACUUUCUGGAGUGGCGUCGAUAGUGCUUACGGUCUGACGCAAAACAAAACACCGGAAGCGAAGGAACUCAUCUCCAAACCAGUCAUUAAAGCGCGCUUAUCCGCCGCUCAAGAAAUCAGUGCAUCCAUUCAAAGGCUGCAAUCAAGCAAUCCGAUUGAGCGAGCCAUUGCGGAACGGGAAAUUCGCAACUGGGAACGCAAGGAACGGCUUCGUCAAGAAGCCUUGGAGCGCGAAGGGAAGAUACAAAAGAUCAAAGAAAAUGUAUACCAAGUAGGAGAUACCGUUAAAUGGUUUGCGGGUGGUAUGCUGUCGAUACCAAACAAGGUUGCCGACGCAGUGGACAAGACUGGUACAUUCGCCAAGACAAUUCCAGAUGCAGUAAAGACCUCUAUCGAUACAGUUGCAAGCAUCCCGGAUAAAAUGACCGAAGCUGCUCGUAACGUGCAAACAUCGGUUGAUAACACUAUGGCGUCCACAGCCAAGGCGAUUGAUGAUGUAAAAGCGCUUCCGAAAAAAAUCGACACGACUGCGAAACAAACGAAACAGACAGUGAACGAAUUAGCUACUUCGUCCAAAGUACUCCUUGGCCUAGAAAAGCCCAAACCCAAGCCUCCCAAAAUACCACCCCCAAAGCCAUCGACGAAUCUAAAUCCUGAUAGUAUAGGCUGGACAGUUGUUGAGACAGUAGCAUCCUUUACAGGCAAAGCUAUAUGGAUUGUCGGUAAAGGGAUUUUGACGUUGACUUGGAAACUUGGUGAAGCGUUUGUUUCGAAAGGAUUUGAGGCUGUUCAGCAGCAAAUAAAGGAACGCUCGGCUGUUAUGGAUGAGCAAAAUCAGCCUAAAAAGGCCGUAUGGCCGAAACAGUCGAUCUCGAAACAGCCCAGUUCUACAUUACCGAAUGAGCAAAUUUCACCGGCUUUCGACGCGGAACUCAGCGAGGAAGUUGCAAGCGCUUUAAAGGUUGCCCGGGAGGCUUUGGGCACGGGGGAGGGUACACUGAAGGCUCAAAGUGGAAUCAACACAUCUACGGACGGUGCAAAGUCAGCAUCAUGGGACCAACCGAAGAUGGGGCUUCCACAAACGCAAAAGAAUGAAAUUAUGUCAAAUACUGAUCAGCCGAUGAGUAAAUUCACUGAUGCAUCAAAGGUGGCAGCGGAGAAAGCGAAGCUCAGUGCAGAGCUGGAGAAAGAGGUUGCCGACGCGUUGAAAAUGGCGGACGACGCGAUCAAUCUGAGCAGCUCUGCAACCAAGAAAAAUGACCAAUGACGGGGUUUUACCUUCUCUGAAAGAGAUGCUUAUAACUACAGGAACAAUCGUUCUUUCAACAUCAUUAUGUACCAACAGACUGCAUGGGCACUCUCAUCCCGUCAUAAUCUGGCAGCCGUCGGCUUCGAGGCGAAUUGACCGAAAUAGGUAGUAAAACGAAUUCUCACAGUGAAUAGGAAUGGCCAAUUAUGCGAGACACGG
Phaeodactylum tricornutum CCAP 1055/1 is the source of this 2064-nucleotide messenger RNA. RefSeq lists its product with no specific name. The transcript has a single exon. The record is from RefSeq and is a predicted model, not a curated record. NCBI's taxonomy places the organism in Eukaryota, Bacillariophyta, Bacillariophyceae, Surirellales, Neidiaceae. Bases 136 to 1863 code for a protein of 575 amino acids.